ACUAUGGCGUUCAAGGUACUUGCUCUGACGCUGUGUUGGGUACUUUUGGGAGCCCAUAGCGUACCAACGCCAGAUGCCUCCUGCACCAUCAAUUCAAUCAACGAUGUAGAUAGCGUCGUGUCCAGCUGUACCACUAUUACCGUGGGUACUUUUACCGUACCAGCUGGUACGACCAUGAUCAUGAAUUUGAAGCAAGGAUCCAAGGUUUCCUUUACCGGCGUCAUUGAUUUCGCUUACAAGGCAUGGUCAGGCUAUCUUCUAGAAAUUAUUGGAAAUUCGGUCACUGUCGAGGGCACUGGAAGUCACCUGUUCCACGGGCAUGGCGAGCAGCAUUGGGACGGCAAAGGUGGGGCGGGCUCUAGUAAACCCCCAUUAUUGUACGUGAAGGGGACCGGUUCGACAUUUAAAAACUUCAAGAUCAAGAACUGCCCCUUGAGAUGCGUCGCUGUCGACGGCUCAAACAACGUAGUUCUUAGCGGCUUCAUCAUUGACAAUUCUGACGGUGCUCCGGGAACCGCGUCGAGUGGAAAAGAAGGCCACAACACCGACGGAUUUGGUAUCGCCAAAUCAUCAUACGUCACUAUUAAAGACGCCACCGUUACCAACCAGGACGACUGCGUGGCUAUCAAUUGCGCCCAACACGUCACCAUCGACAACUUCCACUGCAUCGGGAGUCACGGAUUCGACAUAGCAGUGGGAAUGUCGUCCGAAUACGAUAAAAAUGUCGUCGAGAAUGUCACCUUCUCCAAUUCAAUAUUGGACGGGGGAAUGUACGGAUUGCACAUUUUAACUGUCAACGAUGGAGGCCAAGGAUAUGUGGACAAUAUUAAAUACAACAAUAUUAAAAUAAACGGCCCGUCAGAUUACGGUGUGAUGAUCCAACAGGACUUCUCGAACGCGAAGCAGGGGUCCACUGGGAAUCCUACAGGAAAUGUUCCUAUCAGCAACGUCGACAUUAAAGGUGUCACUGGUACCAUGAAUGGGCAGUACUCGUCUGCGGUAACCAUCAGAUGCGCGGCAUGUUCGAACAUCGUCUUCGAAUCAGGCUUUUCGAUUACAGGCGCUAAAGCUAAGGACGAAUGCAAAAACUUCCAACCCACCGGUUACAAAUGUAACACGUAAUAUAGUUUUGUUUAGAAUGUUAAUUGGUAGCUUUUGAUCCACCUGUAGGACCACGCUUUAAAGUUUAUUUAUUAUUAUUA
This is a messenger RNA of Cylas formicarius (sweet potato weevil), 1202 nucleotides long. Its product is annotated as polygalacturonase-like. Bases 4 to 1122 code for a protein of 372 amino acids. Gene Ontology annotation, cellular component: extracellular region. The record is from RefSeq and is a predicted model, not a curated record. Lineage: Eukaryota; Metazoa; Arthropoda; Insecta; Coleoptera; Brentidae. Gene Ontology annotation, molecular function: polygalacturonase activity. The transcript is spliced from 4 exons. Gene Ontology annotation, biological process: pectin catabolic process.